AUGUCUUUCUUUGAUUUGUCUCACAGCCAAAAGCCUUCCAUCACCACCAAGAUUCUACCUUGCUUUCUCAUAUGUGGUUUCCUUCUUUUUGUGAUGAUUCUUUGUGAAGCAUCUGCCAAAUGUCAAGCAGCUCAACUUCCACAGAGCCGUCUUUCCGUCGCUCUCUCUCAACACUUUUCAUUUCUUUCUCUUUUACCGAAAUCUCUCGAACAUUCGUCUAAUUCUAAUCAUCAUAAUGAUGAAAUAAUUAUUUAUUUACCAAAAUCAAUUUCUUCAAUUUUUGAUUCCACACAAAAUGACAACUUUAUUAUUGGAUUUCCAUUAGCAGAAUAUCUCGUGCUCAUUGCUGUGUUGAUUGCCGUUUUUGUCAUUGUCUUAUUCAUUGCUCCAUGUAUCGUCUCAUUUGUGGUUUUAUGUGUUGCCAAAUGUACAGUGAAUACAGACAGAUAUCAAAGAUUGACUUUUGACAUGAUGGAUCAUUCCACUGCCGUUGAAAUGCAAGACAAUUCUACGAGCCCAUAUCCAGUGACCACAUUGAAUUCAGGUUGGCAUCGAGCCAUUCAUUCAAGACUGUUUGACACUUCCUCAAAAGAUUGUUUAUGGUUACUAUGUUUGGUAAUCACUUGGUUGCCAAGAAAGAUUUUUUGUUGUGGUUUAUUGGAAGCAUGUUGUUUUUUACGUUUGACAAGAUUUCAUGUGAGAAAUAUGAGAGUUGGAAAUAGAAAACUUGAUUUGGAAAUUUCAGACACUUGUCAUUCCAUGGUGUUGAUUAGUGCCAUUAAUCAUUUGUUAAGUUUUUACACUUGUGGAUUGUGGAAAGCUUUGGGAUUGAUGCAUCAUUUCUUUUUGUCAAAACUCGAUCAGAGAUUAAUGUGGAGAGAAAAGGAUGAAAUUUAUCCACACGGAGAAUAUGAUCAAGCCACUUCUGUCACUCCUGAAAAUGGAAAUUCCACAACCAUCAACACCACAACUGCCAGUUAUCAAAAAUUAAUUUGGAACGAAACUGAACCUGGCUCCUUCCUUUGGUUCAGUGCUUAUUGCGGAGAAUCCAUCGAGCUCACUCACUGGUUCUUUAACGUCCUUAACGUUUUCACAUGUAGUUUUUUGGGUCCAAUUAUUAAGGCAUGGUAUUUGAGGCAUUUGAUGCGAAAUGUGAAAUUUGGAGGAAAAGGUGAAUUUGUAUUGGUCGAAGAGGCCACUAAUCGAAUUACGAGUCGAAUCGCAAAUUCUCCAAAUCGAAUCAUGUUGAGAAGUGAGUUAGAGGGAUGUGAUUUGUUUUUGAGAGAGUUUUUAUUGAAAGUUUUGAACUUUUUGACUUUUGGAAUUUUUGGAUGUUUGUUUGGAGAGAGUUUUAUCUUGUCAUUUAUGGAUGACCAUAUGAAAUUGGUUGCAGAACAUUAA
Naegleria fowleri is the source of this 1401-nucleotide messenger RNA. RefSeq lists its product as uncharacterized. The record is from RefSeq and is a predicted model, not a curated record. Lineage: Eukaryota; Heterolobosea; Eutetramitea; Acrasida; Naegleriidae. Bases 1 to 1401 code for a protein of 466 amino acids. The transcript has a single exon.